Messenger RNA from Symbiodinium necroappetens, 993 nucleotides. The record is from the annotation of a GenBank genome assembly. NCBI's taxonomy places the organism in Eukaryota, Dinophyceae, Suessiales, Symbiodiniaceae.
AUGUUCUGCUCUCCCAGGUGGUGCGCCUUGUUCAUAAACCUCGAAAGAAGAGCUGAUCGCAAAGAGCGGCUUCGCUCCUUGCUGGCCGAAGCCAACGAGCCCCUCCUUGGCCGCCUGGAGCGCGUGGAGGCCAUCGACAAGCUGGCCUUGUCUUUAGAUGAUGAGGUGGUCGUGGACGCCGUCGGUCCCUAUGCUUUGGAGCGUGCCAGGCGCGCAGUGGACGAGGAGCAUUACACCAUUGUCCACGACGAGGAAGGGAAUUUGGUUCAUUUUGACGACCACCUCACGGUGGGCGGCAUCGCUUGCGCUCUGUCCCACCGCCUGGCGCUCCAGCGCAUUGCCACGCACCCGACGGCCGAGUGGGGUCUGAUUCUGGAGGACGACGUCAACGCCGUCGUCCCGAGAGUAGACCUGGCAAUCUCAAAGCUCUUGAAAGAGCUGCCGGAAGAUUGGGAUGCCGUUUGCCUCGCCUACCAUGAUCCUCGUGGGAGGGUACAUCCGCUCGCCGUCGACAAGGGCACAAUCGAUGAGUCCUUUGACGGUGCAGAGGUCGAGUUAAUACAGUCACACGGGCAUGUCUUCGGCCUCGGCGCGUGGAUGGUCCGCAAGGAGGCUGCCCAGGAACUAGUAGACCACGCUUUCCCCAUCGAAAGCCAGGUGGACUUUACCCUCACCAACUGGUUGGCCCGAAACGGAAGGAGCUUCUGGAAGGUGGAUCCCACUAACUUGCUUUUCUACGCGCCCUCCAGUGAGGAGGAGAUGGACUCCGACGUGCAAACUAUGGUACCUAUCGCGAAGAUAGAAGAGGAGCACGAUUCUCUGCAGGCGUACAUUGACUACAUGAACGGCAGGACGGCUGACCCAUAUGAGGAUUGGGACCUUGACCUGGAUUUAGACUAUGGUUCGCAGCAGUUCGACGAAGAGGAAUGGAUUCGGCAAUGGCAAGAGGCGAGAUACGAGGAAUACUAUGGGCGUUCGAGGUCCGAAGGCUGA